This is a messenger RNA of Dovyalis caffra, 681 nucleotides long. The record is from the annotation of a GenBank genome assembly. NCBI's taxonomy places the organism in Eukaryota, Viridiplantae, Streptophyta, Magnoliopsida, Malpighiales, Salicaceae.
AUGAAGAAGUGUGAGCUAUGCAAGAAUCCAGCAAGAACAUACUGUGAAUCAGACCAAGCAAGUCUUUGUUGGAACUGUGAUACAAAAGUCCAUGGAGCCAACUUUCUUGUUGCUAGACAUACUCGUUCUCUUCUUUGUCAAUCUUGCCAAUCUUUAACUCCUUGGAAAGCCUCUGGGGCUAAACUAGGGCACACUGUGUCUGUAUGUGAAAGAUGUAUGAUUUCAAAUGACAAUCACAAUAGAGAAUUGCAAGAACAAGAAGACAAUGACAGUUCAGAUGAUAUAGACGAAGAUAGCACUAGCGAUAGCGAUAGCGAUAGUGAUCAUGGUAAUGAUGGUGGUGGAGGUGGUGAUGAUGACGGUGGUGAUGGUGAUAAUCAGGUGGUGCCUUGGUCACCAACAACGAUAGGAACACCUCCACCGCCAGCUGAUAGCGGAAGCUCUUCCUGUUCUUGCACUGGUAGUGAUGAUAGUGAUGGAGAUUUUGUCGAGUCUUCUAAUGUUGUUUCCUUCAAAAGACAGCGUCUCCAGGAUGAUCUCAACCGUUCAUAUGCUAUACGGAUGUACGGGAACUCAGCUACUCAUGUGGACUGUUGCCAUUCUCCUGUGAGGUCUUUGAAACAGAAGAGAAAGGAACUGGACCGGACGCGUAGGAAAAUGCAGCUUAUGUCUCCACCUUGA